AUAUAAUCUAUCCUGAUUGAUCCUGGAGGUCAGGCGUGGAAGGAGCUGGCGGCCGCGAUGCAACUUCUCCGAGGUUUUCUGGUAGCUCUUGCUCUGCAUAUGGUGGGCGCGCAGAAGAAAGACGUGGUUCUUCAGAACAGCACUACUGAUAGAGCAGUGGUAUCCUUUUUUGAUGUUUGGAAUCGCAGCUCCUGCCAGCCCUUGGAAAAACUGGUCAGUGUUGUAUCAGAAUACCCACAUGAAGUGGAGCAUGUGUUCAAACCUUCCUGUGUUUCCCUGCGUCGCUGCUGUGGAUGUUGUAGAGAUGAGGCACUGCAAUGUGUUCCAGUGGAAAUGGCCAAUAUCACUAUGGAGCUCAAGAAGAUCAACCCAGAGAAUCAGUUACCCUUCGUGGAGUUGUCAUUUACUGAACACAGGAAAUGUGAAUGCAGGCCCCGACAAGAUGCUCUGAAGUCAGGGAGGUGUGCCGUUUGAUGAGAGUUGUUGCUUUCUCAGCCAAGGGCAGUGCCGCAAUGCCUCUAUUUAAUUGCUAAGUCCUCUUCAACAUUCUUCUGCAAUUACAAUCUUGACUGAUGAAUUCAGGGGGGCUGAUAGCAGCUUGCUCACUUGAAGUGCCAGAGCAAAAAGGGAGGAGUAAAGACAACAUCCCAGUGAGAAUAUGGAGGAGACGGUUUUUUAAAUAAUUGCAUCAGAAGACUGCCCCAGGACCAAGCGAAGACCCUGUUUAUUUCAGUCCAUUCCCUGCCUACAUAGAGCUAAUAUUUCACUCUGAUUUCUGCAGAAUUGAGAGUAAACAGAAAUACAAGAAAACAGCAGCUGUUUUAUGUU
This is a messenger RNA of Protobothrops mucrosquamatus (brown spotted pit viper), 828 nucleotides long. RefSeq names its product placental growth factor (gene PGF). Gene Ontology annotation, molecular function: vascular endothelial growth factor receptor binding; chemoattractant activity; growth factor activity. The transcript has 6 exons. Gene Ontology annotation, biological process: vascular endothelial growth factor signaling pathway; positive regulation of mast cell chemotaxis; response to hypoxia. Gene Ontology annotation, cellular component: membrane. NCBI's taxonomy places the organism in Eukaryota, Metazoa, Chordata, Lepidosauria, Squamata, Viperidae. Bases 58 to 474 code for a protein of 138 amino acids. The record is from RefSeq and is a predicted model, not a curated record.